Molecule: messenger RNA, 5625 nt
Organism: Acanthochromis polyacanthus (spiny chromis)
Lineage: Eukaryota; Metazoa; Chordata; Actinopteri; Pomacentridae
Gene: klhl21
Product: kelch-like family member 21
Exons: 5
Coding region: 325-2160 (611 amino acids)
Biological process (GO): protein ubiquitination
Molecular function (GO): protein binding
Source: RefSeq, a predicted model, not a curated record
ACCGAUGGGGGAGUUAUACUCUCCACACAGCGUCAGCCCACUGCAUGUUAGGUGUUCUCUCCCAAAUCCCCCACACCCCCGCCCCUGUCUGGAAAUGGACACUGCUGGUGUAUUUAUAGCCCCAGAGCACAAGCCAGCUCUCUUUCUUAAACGCGGGUAAGGAGUUGGUCAUAUUCGCUAGAGUCGUGCUGAGCUUCGCUAUCGUAUAUUCUAGACUGUUUUCCGCUGUCGCUUUGCUUGUGAAACGUGCCUGGAGGGGCUCGUCAGAUGAAAACAGCGUUCUGAACACGACCACUGGAAAAGAGACACUCAGACAGAGGAGAGAUGGAAAAGCCAGUCUUGCAGACACAACCAUCCACACUGCCUUUUUUUGACACAUCCCAUGCUUUCAACCUGCUGCGAGGAAUCCACGAACUCCGCGCAGAAAGGAAGUUUUUUGAUGUGACUUUAUGUGCCGAGGGUCGUGAGUUCCACUGUCACCGCACGGUGUUGGCCGCUGCCAGCACUUACUUCCGUGCUAUGUUUGCAGGAACACUGAGGGAAAGUGUUAUGGACCGAGUAGUUCUACACGAGGUAUCAGCUGAGCUUUUAGGCUUGUUGGUGGACUUCUGCUACACAGGACGGGUCACCGUCACUCAGGAUAAUGUGGACCUCCUGCUGAAGACGGCUGAUCUGUUUCAGUUCCCUUCAGUCAAAGAGGCCUGCUGUGCUUUUCUGGAGCAGCGGCUGGACGUUUCCAACUGCUUAGAGAUCCAGGACUUUGCAGAGGCCUACGCUUGCAGAGAGCUCGCAGCAAGUGCACGGCGCUUUGUCCUCAAAAAUAUCAUGGAGCUGGCUAAAGGGACAGAUUUUGAGCGGCUGCCGUGGAAGCGCCUGCUUGAGUUUGUGUCAGACAAUGAGCUUUGUGUGGACAAGGAGGAGACAGUUUAUCAAAUUGCAGUACGCUGGGUAAAGGCUGAUCUGAAGCGGCGGCUGCACUACUGGCCUGAGCUCCUCCAGCAGGUCCGACUCCCCUUUGUCAGGAGGUUCUUUCUGUUGGCCCAUGUGGAGAGCGACCCACUUGUCUACCUUUCACCAACAUGCCUCCGGAUGGUGAAUGAAGCUCGCAGCUUCCAGUCGUGUGAAUAUGACCGCCACGACAGGCCCUGCCACCGCAUGCGACCACGGCCAUCCACAGGAUUAGCAGAAAUCCUGGUGGUGGUGGGAGGCUGUGACCAGGACUGUGAUGAGCUGGUCACAGUGGACUGUUAUAACCCUCAGACUGGACAGUGGCGCUACCUGGCUGAAUUCCCAGACCACCUCGGAGGAGGCUACAGCAUAGCUGCUCUUGGAAAUGAUAUGUAUGUCACAGGUGGCUCUGAUGGCUCUCGCCUCUAUGACGGCGUGUGGCGCUACAAGUCCAGCGUGAACGAGUGGACAGAGGUGUCACCCAUGCUGAAGGCCCGCGAGUACCACAGCUCCUGUGUGCUGAAAGGCCAGCUCUAUGUGAUUGCGUCGGACAGCACAGAGCGCUACGAUCACGCUCUGGACAGCUGGGAGGUUUUGCCUGGCAUGCUGCAUCCUAUGGACAACUGCUCCACCACUGCAUGCAGCGGACGCCUCUAUGCUAUAGGCUCCCUGACAGGUGAAGACACCAUGGCCAUCCAGAGCUACGAUGCAGACGCUAACCGCUGGGCCAUGGUCAGCUGUGGACAACUGCCUCCGUGGUCUUUCACACCGAAAACUGUGACCCUCAAUGGCCUCAUUUACUUUGUCAGGGAUGACUCUGCUGAGGUUGAUGUCUAUAAUCCUCAGAAGAACGAGUGGGACAAAAUUAGUCCGAUGACCCAGGUCCAUGUUGGAGGCAGCGUUGCAGCCCUGGGUGGUAAACUGUAUGUAUCCGGUGGUUAUGACAAUACAUUUGAGCUCUCCGAUGUGGUGGAGGCGUACGAUCCGACCACCCGCUCCUGGACUCUUGCUGGACGACUACCUCAGCCGACCUUCUGGCAUGGCAGCGUCAGCAUCUUCCGUCAGUUCAUGCCCCUGGUGUCGAGUGCGUUCGAACCCACUGACACACCUGAAUCGAACGCCAUUCACCUGCACCGGCACCAGCGCCACCAAGCGCUCCACAAUCUCAACAACAAUCUCAACCAGAACCAGGAUGUGAACCCAGCGCACUGAGUCUGGAUCUUGAAAUCCCUGUCACACAUGUUCAGUCUGUUCUCCCUCAUCGUGCCGUCAGUAGUUUACUGUGAAUUUACCUCAUCACGAUGCUAAAGCUGUCGAAGGCAGAAGGGAAGACUGAGCAUGUCCACACUGGUGUCUGAGCUCCUUGUAAUCCGCUUGGCUGCCAAAGCUGUUGUGUGCUGAUAAUCACUCAAGGCUGCGUGAACUACAUAAAAGCCUGGGGCCAGAUAGAUAGAUAGCUGUUGCUUUAGUCAUCUCACAGCAAGAAGUUUGUGUUUGACAUGAGCAACACUUUAAAAACACUAGAUCGACUCUUGGAUGCUACGUCCUCUGACGCUAUUGCCCUGUCACAUAGUUUUAUCAUAAGGGGCUCAGCUCUGCCCCAAAGUUUGUUGUGUUUUCACUUGGCUUGUGCUCCACCUUUCCAUUAAGUGUCAUGUAGUCCGACUCUGUAGUUAUUGUAUAAUGUAGACAAACAAAUACGUUUACUUUUGAAAGGGAAAAAAUGCUUAGAAGGUGUACACACAGAGGUGGAGAGAUGCAUAAGCAUUCUUUCACUGGAUUUCUAAAGUCACAUUUUGUGCACAUGUGAUUCUGUGGGUUUAAUUACAGUCACUGUGGAAAUGGGCACACAAGAACCCCCUUAAACAUCACAUCGAUGCUUGGGCCCGUUCCACCAGUCACUAAAUCUGCAAAAAUAGUAACAGAAUCAGUAAAAAUUUUAGACUUUAAAUUUAAUCUCCACAUUUUCCUUUCUGAAGGGGCAUCUUUUUCUUUCGUCAGUACCGGUUAUGUGUGGGACAUGUAGCCUGCAUGGUUUUCGUGCAUACCAGCUGUUAAACAUCUGGCUCCUCGUGUUUCUAACCGUGUUGUGGACUAUAUUAGCCGCUGCAUGGCAUAAAGUUCUGGUAGAUCCUGAAGAAAAGCUACAGGAAGCUUGUUAUAUGAGGUGGGGAAGUUAACCAGACAUACAUUUACCAAACCAACCAGUGAGUUUUUAAUUUCAGUCUUUUCUCUUGUGAAACCAAAGUAAACUGCAUGUAAACACUUUAAGUUAGUAAUGAAUCAACAGAAGUAUUUUUGAUAAUCUAUUAAUCAUUGUUAACUGCAGCAUUGGUUCCAGCUUUCCCCUUUUUUUCUAUUCUUCUCUAUUUUGUGUCUUUUAAGUUUUAGACAUAAAAUUAUUUGGUUUUUGACAAUAACUGUUCUUUACGGUCUAUGCUCCUCAUACAUUGGUGCGAGAGCUACAGUUGUAGUGGAUGUUUUUUCCUCAGAUGUCCACAAGAGGCAGCAAUGAGCCACACUGACAGUUCCAUAGAAAGGUGAGAUUUAUUAUUUGUUGUAUAUGUUUUCAAACAGCGUCUUUGAGGCUGAGUUGUCGUUUUGAAUGUUAUCCAAACGGAGGAUGAGACGAUUCCAACAAGGCGAGGUGUUUCUGUGUAUGGACAUCUGCGUGUAAGCAGUGAAUUUGUUUAUUUGUUGUCUUUUUUUUUUUUUUUUUUUUUUUUUUUUUACAAACAUGGUGUAUUUAUAUGGUCAAGGGGAACUCCACCACAUCAAAUCUGUUUACGGGUUCUGGGGAGUAUUAAUACGUACUCGUACUGUCUGUUAAAGAAGUUGUUGAGGCUCCAGAAGGAGCUACAUGAAACCUGUAUUACGGUCUAUGCUAAUACUGUUCAUAAAUCUGUCUAAAUCUGUGAUAGUGAGCACUUCUCCUUUGCUGAGAUAAUCCAUCCCACCUCACAGGUGUGCCAUAUCAAGAUGCUGAUUAGACACCAUGAUUAGUGCACAGGUGUGCCUUAGACUGCCCACAAUAAAAGGACACUCUGAAAGGUGCAGCUUUGUUUUAUGGGGGGGUCCCCACUCCUCUUCAAAAGCUGUGUGAAGUUGCUGGAUAUUGGUGGUAACUGGUACACUCUGUCGUAUACGCCGAUCCAGAGCAUCCCAAACAUGCUCAAUGGGUGACAUGUCCGGUGAGACAGAUUUGUGAACAAUAUUUGAGAGAACUGGUGAUAUUGUGUAUGUGGAAAAAGUUUUAGAUCUUUGAGUUCAUCUCAUAAAAAAUGGGAGCAAAAAAAAGUGUUGCGUUUAUAUUUUUGUUGAGUGGAAGUAGGCAAGUUUAACAGACUUUUGUAGCUACUCCUUGUCUUAGUUUGAGGCUAGCAGCUUGAGGCUACAUAUGCUUCUGUUAGCAUAACACUCCAGAAAUCAUUGAACAGUUGGAAGUAAAUUUGUAGAUUUUUACAAGGAAGAAGGGGAGGACGGGAAUGAAAGUUCAUGGAGUAAAAAGAAAACAGCCGCGUGUCUAUCCGUGUAAUUUGAUUCAUUUUUUGAAGUAUCGAGUCAGAGAAGUUUAAUGGAAUCUGCUAAAUUAGAGAAACUUUUUUAUGCUCACUUGAGGCGGUUUUCAAAGAGUUGAUACACCUCAAGGGAGAUGGAAACACUUAAAAAACAUUCUGGUGUAGAAAACAUUUCACUGAUUUAACACAGUACAUUGUGCAACAUGGCCGGCCAGCUGACAGCAAAGAAUGAACACAGCUGUCCCAAUUGAAAUCAAUCCCCAAUGACUUCUCUUCAUGCUUCUCCUGUGGAUGAACAAACCCUUGGUUCUUCUUCUAGGUUUUUGUUUGUUUGUUUUUUAUAGAGGUUUGCAAACAACUGGUUUCGUUUCAGACUUCUUCUCAAAAGUUUGUUUCAAACUCAAUUAUAUAGAAACGCCACUAAUGUCUGUGGUUUUGCUGUCCAAAUUUUGAUCUGAAUGCAGUGCUAUAUUGGUGGAGUCCUCCUUUUCACAAUUCACAACCACGAGCAAGAUCCAAAUAUUUGCUCAGAAACGGCAAUAAUCUGUUUACAUUCCAAAAAAUGACAAUCAGACACACACCUGUAUGGCUAAAGAGGAAGGGUUGAAACUUACCAGGAGAAAUGAUUGUGCUGAGUGACCUUCUGUCAUCGUAGUAGACUUUCAGGGUGGUUGCGUGUGAUGUUAACAGCUCUGUUUGUAGUUAUCACAGCAUCUCCUCGUCCCUCCUGCCUCCUUACCCUGAGCUAGAUCAGCCUUUAUAACCACCAGUCAAAUGUGCAUGAAGUCUCUUAAAAAUGUAUUUGUGAAUGUUUUACUGUUUUCUCUGUUUAUUUAAAGAUAUAUUUGUGCUGUGGUUGCUUAUGAAGUCUCUGCCUAUCAGCUGCAACAGUAUCUGUGGCACGUGGUAAAUGCUAGUCGACAGUCUCAACUGGAAGUGCAGAAAAAUCUCAAUUUGCUCUCAUGUAAAAUAUUUUUGCUUUCAUUGAAAUAGUUUUUUUUUUUUUUGAGUGUUUGUGUGCUAUUUUUAAUGCAGCUUUGUUUUCUUAGUUUUCAUACAUGUUUGUGAAGUUGAGUCCGUUUUCUAAAUACAGUAUAAUCCAAACCUUCUGUACUGUGUUCGUAUACCAUGAAUUAAACUGCAGGCAGGUCUGACAGAG